AUGGCGUGGGUCCUCCGCCGGCCGCCAACGUGGACGACAAUAGCCGUCCUCGCCUUCGUCAUCCCCGUCACCGCAACCACAACCUACCUCGUCACGCUGAAUAGGCGAGUUUCCAAAUUCACAUCUGCCGCAUCCGGACAACGGCACCCCUCUCUUCCUCCUUAUCCAAAGCGAGAACCUCCAUUCCAUGUUACGUCCGACGACUCGGAAUGGGUGCUCGCGUACGAGCGCGCAGUGACGGAACCAAUCUCCCUAAGCUCCCUAAAGUAUCCAGCACCAUCAACCGUACCAAACGGCCCCGGCACCACCGUGUCCCCCUCGGCACUUCUCACGGCCUACUCGCGCGCCGUGCAAGUCGCCUUCAGCCACACGCCCCAAGCGUCCCUCAUCCGCGGCGCGGUCCAAGAGCCCGAGGCCAAGCGCACGUUUGACACCGACUUCAUCAACGCUCUCCCUUUUACCGUCGGGGACACGGUCUGCGGCAUCUGGCGGGUCGCGCACCGCGGCGCCACGCCCGGGGUGGAGGACCGGCCGUCGGAGAGGAUCGAGUGCGUGGGCGACCCGCCUGCGAGCUACAAAGGCGAGCGCAUAGGCGUGGUCAUCGUCUCGGCCGUGGACGUGGUCGGCGAGGACAAAGUCGUCUUUAGCAACGAGACGUGGAUGUGGCGAAAACCGAGCGCGAAAGCUACCUUGAUCGAGACGACGAGUGUAUCAACGGACAAGAUCAAGAUGUUGCUGUCGUCGGUAGCAUGCAUGAUUCUCGCCGAGAGGCCGGAUCCUAUGGCUCUAUCUCUGCUCACGGCCCACUGGCCUUUCUCAAGCAUGAUUCGGCCAUCUGACCUCUGGCUCCCACCUGCUCAUCUCCCCUCCCACCCCACCACUUUCAACAUGAAGUUCGCCUUGACCAUCGUCCCUCUCCUUGCCGGACUCGCCUCCGCUGGGCAGAUCCUGUUUUGCAACACCGAGCGUUGCGACGGCUCGUGCAGUUUCCAGAGCCCUGCUGGUAACGGUGCCUGCCGACAGCUCGGAGGCAUCAAGAGCGCCAAGGCUACCCAGGUUGAUGCUGGCUGCAGCUUCACCGUGUACACCGACUCCAACUGCAGCAAGCAGGCAACCACUGUUGGACUCAACCAUAAAAUGGAAAAUCCAGAAACCGAUAUCCAUCACGUCCUGCACGGCCUCUGCCGCGGCAGCCUCGCCGAGCAGACGGCCACGGUAGCCAAGUACUUCGUUGCCGACGCCGCCUUCGAGCACCCCUUUUGCCGGGUACCGCCCUUUGCCGGCCUCUCCAUUCCCGGAUCUGCUACUUUGGAUUCCCGGUGGUUGGUGCUCAUGAUUUACCGCUGGUAUCGGAUCUUGAGCCCGCGGAUUGAUUUCGAGUGGAUUCCUGCUGCCUCUGGGCUUCUCUACGUAAACCUCGUCCAAAAUUUUGCCGUUUGGUUUAUUCCCUUUUACAACGCCCCCGUCCGCCUCGUCACAGUCUUGACGCUUCGAGCCGUUGACUCGCGCUCGCUGCCAAAGGAGGAAUUCGCAGACCAUCUGACUCUAGGGCAAUGGCAGCCAAAGGGCCGCCAGCAAGACUACUACCAAGUCCGGGACUCGCUAAGGUUCAUCUCCCUGGGGUUUGGCGCCGCUUUUUGGACCGGGUUCCAAGUCUUGGCAUCUGCAACUCUGUACCUUUUCCCUAAUAGCAGGGUUAUUGACUACGGCUAA
Molecule: messenger RNA, 1713 nt
Organism: Parascedosporium putredinis
Lineage: Eukaryota; Fungi; Ascomycota; Sordariomycetes; Microascales; Microascaceae
Source: the annotation of a GenBank genome assembly